This is a messenger RNA of Sinocyclocheilus grahami, 885 nucleotides long. RefSeq names its product glutathione-specific gamma-glutamylcyclotransferase 1-like. Gene Ontology annotation, biological process: glutathione catabolic process. Lineage: Eukaryota; Metazoa; Chordata; Actinopteri; Cypriniformes; Cyprinidae. Gene Ontology annotation, molecular function: glutathione specific gamma-glutamylcyclotransferase activity. The transcript has a single exon. Gene Ontology annotation, cellular component: cytoplasm. The record is from RefSeq and is a predicted model, not a curated record. The annotation marks the transcript as partial.
CUAAACUUGUGUUUUCAUACACAGGCGUGCACAUGGGGUGUUGCCUUCGAAGUGACUGGCUCUCAGGUCGAGGAGUCUCUCAAGUACCUGAAUGUGAGGGAGGCGGUAAUAGGCGGCUACCUGACCCAGAUCGUAGAGUUCUUCCCGCAGGGCGCAAACCAGUCACCUGUCCAGGCUCUGGUUUACAUCGCCACGCCUGACAACCCUAUUUACCUGGGGCCUGCCAGCACAAAGGAAAUUGCUGCUCGGAUCGCAGUGUGCAAGGGGAAGUCGGGCCACAACAUCGAGUACCUGCUUCGCCUGGCGGAGUUCAUGAGAGUCAGCUGCCCUGAUGUGGAUGACCCUCACCUGUUCUCCAUCGAGGCAGCUGUUCUUGCCACCAUUAGACCCAUAUUGUUAGCAGGCUAGACACCUGUAUCUUCUAUAAAACAUUAAAUAGGUCAACAUUUAGUCCAAACACCAUUAAAGUCCUAACAUAAAGUUCAUGUUGCCGUCCUUGAGGUGUGUUUGUGAUUUAGUGACUAUUGAAAUAUUUCAUUCUUCCUAUACCAAGCUAUUAAAAUUUACUGUACUACAGUAAAGGUACUGUAUUAAGGGAACAUGGCGUUUUAGGCUUUCAAUGUUGUCAUUCUAUAGCAUGAUAUCAUGCGUACUGUCAGUUCUCAGUUGUCUUCUGCUCUUGACCCAAGUACAUGGUGCUGUAGUACAAAGGCAUGUUUGUGUGACAAUGUAUUGUUUAUCCAGUUUUGAAGCUGUUCAAUUUUAUUUUUUAUGUGGGCAUAAACCUCAAUACACUUCCAUUUUAAUUUGCACUGAAGCGGAAUACUGUUAAGCCAUUACGAUUGUUUUCCUUUUGCACAUUAAAACCUAAAAGAGAACCUGUGA